Sciurus carolinensis (gray squirrel) is the source of this 2271-nucleotide messenger RNA. RefSeq names its product TAM41 mitochondrial translocator assembly and maintenance homolog (gene Tamm41). Gene Ontology annotation, biological process: CDP-diacylglycerol biosynthetic process; cardiolipin biosynthetic process. The record is from RefSeq and is a predicted model, not a curated record. Gene Ontology annotation, molecular function: phosphatidate cytidylyltransferase activity. The coding region runs from base 230 to 1045 and encodes 271 amino acids. Lineage: Eukaryota; Metazoa; Chordata; Mammalia; Rodentia; Sciuridae. The transcript is spliced from 6 exons. Gene Ontology annotation, cellular component: mitochondrion.
UGCGUGACCGCCGCCCACCUGAGGCUAACCGGGUGCACCUCUUGCCUUGGGUUCUGACUGACUGCUCCAACUCCGUACGAGUCUUUGAAGUCCCUCCUCUCCACUCAGCCUUCAUUCGUUUGAUCGGGUCCCCAACUUCCAUUUCCUCGCCCUUAACCCUUUGUCCCUGCUACCGUGUUCCUUCAUCCCGCUCCGCCAAGGGUCCUCGGUUUCUCUCAGCCUCUGGCCCAUGGCGCUUCAGGCGCUGCACAGUUCGGGGGUGGCCUUCCGCAAGAUCCUGUCUCAUUUCCCCGAGGAACUGAGCCUGGCUUUCGCCUACGGCUCCGGGGUAUACCGCCAGGCGGGUCCCAAUUCAGACCAGAAGAAUGCAAUGCUGGAUUUUGUGUUCACAGUAGAUGACCCUGUUGCAUGGCAUUCAGAAAACCUGAAAAAGAAUUGGAGCCACUACUCUUUUCUAAAAGUUUUAGGGCCCAAGGUUAUCACAUCUGUCCAGAAUAACUAUGGUGCUGGAGUUUACUACAAUCCAUUGAUCACAUGUGAUGGUAGGCUUAUCAAAUACGGGGUUAUUAGCACUAGUCUUCUGAUUGAAGAUCUUCUCAACUGGAAUAACUUAUAUGUUGCUGGACGCCUCCAAAAACCGGUGAAAAUUGUUGCAAUGAAUGAAAAUGUCAUCCUUCGGUCAGCCCUUGAUAAAAAUCUGAAGAGCGCUGUGACUGCUGCUUUCCUCAUGCUCCCUGAAAGCUUUUCUGAGGAAGACCUCUUCAUAGAGAUCGCUGGACUCUCCUACUCAGGUGACUUUCGGAUGGUGAUUGGAGAGGAUAAGACAAAAGUGUUGAAUAUUGUACAGCCCAACAUGGCACACUUCCGCGAGCUGUAUAGCAGCAUUCUACAGGAGAAUCCCCAAGUGGUAUAUAAAACCCAGCAAGGCAGACUGGAGGGGAGAGAAUGUCAACUUCAGAGUCUUCCACUUAGUCUUCUGCAUUGUGGCAGCUCCAGAAUUCCAUCUUGGAGUCUGUUUGCUGGGACCACCCCUGGCACCAGUUGAGUAAGGUCAAGAUUGGGCAGAUUUGCUUAAAAAGGCCUCUGAUUCUGUGGUGGUGCUUGGGAGCCAGAGGGCCCCUCAGAGUUGUCCAACAUGGCUCAGAGUCUAGCCUUUGUACUCUGGCAUUGUCCAGUUAUUGGAUAUAAGUAACUUCCUUUGGCAGGAGAUGGUUCUAAGGACUCCAAGAGAGGGGGUCAGCUGACUUUCCCAGUACCUUGGUCCUCCUCAGAUCUGAGUGGUGUGCCACAGCUUCCGCUAUCAUAGGACUCUGUCUGCUUUUUUAAAAUAUGAGUUUUAUUGAUGCAUUUUUCAUGUAACAUAAAAUUGAACCCAGAGGCACUGUACCACUGAACCACACCCACAACCCUUUUUAAAUUUUUUUAUUUUGAGACAGGGUCUCAAUAAGUUGUCCAGGCUGGUCUUGAGCUUGAGGUCUUCCUGCCUCAGCCUCCUGAAUUGCUACAAUUACAGUUGUGCACAAAUUCACUGGUCUUUAUUGUAUUCAGAGAGUUGUGCAGUCAUCACCACAGUAUAAUUUUAGGACAUUUCCAUCACUCUGUACAGAAACCCCAUACCCGUUAGUAAUUCCCAGCUUUCAACUGCCCCAGGCAACCAUUAAUCUACUUUCUGUCUCUAUGGAUUGGCCUACUCUGGAUACUUCAUAUAAAUGGAAUCAUACUUUUAAAAUGUUUUUUGACUUGCACAACUUAACUGCUUUCACUUUCAUGCUUUAAUGAGAAUUUUAAAAUACAAAGAAUAAAUCUACCAAUUUAUUUGAAGAUGUCACCUAAUAUUUUUUCUUUAAACACAUGCUUUCAAAUAAAAAUUUCAGUACAUUCUUUUCCUCAAGAGAAAGCAUUGGCAAACACUAUUUUCUGAUUGUUCAUAUUAUUCAAGCCACUUUGGCAUUUCUAAAAUUCUUAGAAUCUUAUUUAUUUCAUUGCUGAAGCAUAAAUUAAAUAUAAGAUCCUUUUGACUUAUCUUAAUACAUGGCCCCAAAACAAGAAUCUAUAAAUAUCAUUUCUGGAAUAAUCUACAGAAAUAUCAACAUUUUUUGGCAUCUGUAUAGCAAACACUAAGUAAAGAUGGAGCCUGUGAAUUUAUAACCAUCCUAGUGAUAAAUAUGAAGUAUUUAGAUUUAAAAAAAAGAAAACCUCCUCUAUCUUUACUGGAGCCACUAAAUAAUGGCAUUUCCUUCUUCUUUGCAUAGAUUUUUAAACAAUACUAGA